AUAAACAAAACUAUGGUUCAUGCAAGAACAACAAUAUAUGUAUAUCACUCCAUGUAAUUUUUUCUUAAAACACAUAACAUUCAAAUAAAGAAUUAGUUGGCUAAUUCGAAAGAGAUGAGGGAGAUCAUAAGUUUACAUAUAGGCCAGGCUGGAAUUCAGGUGGGCAAUUCAUGUUGGGAGCUCUAUUGCCUUGAACAUGGCAUUCAACCUGAUGGCAAGAUGCCCAGUGACACAACAAAUGAUUCUUUCGGUACCUUCUUCAGCGAGUCCAGUUCUGGGCAGCAUGUGCCUAGAGCUGUAUUCGUCGACUUGGAGCCCAAUGUUGUAGAUGAGGUUAGAUCAGGAAAAUACAGGCAACUCUUUCAUCCUGAGCAACUUAUUUCUGGCAAGGAGGAUGCAGCCAACAACUUUGCAAGGGGACACUAUACAGUGGGGAGAGAGAUUGUUGAUUCGUGCCUUGAUCGGGUGAGAAAACUGGCAGAUAAUUGCACCGGUCUGCAAGGAUUUCUGGUGUUCAAUGCUGUUGGUGGCGGAACUGGUUCUGGAUUAGGAUCCUUGCUUCUAGAGCGCUUGUCUGUAGAUUAUGGCAAAAAGUCUAAACUUGGCUUCAAUAUAUAUCCUUCUCCUCAGGUUUCAACUGCAGUAGUGGAGCCUUAUAACAGUGUUCUGUCUACUCAUUCCCUCCUAGAACACGCGGACGUUGUGGUGCUCUUGGACAAUGAAGCAAUCUACGAUAUCUGCAGGAGAUCCUUGGACAUCGAGAGGCCUACUUACACGAACUUGAACCGCUUAAUAUCUCAGACUAUUUCAUCUCUGACCACUUCCUUGAGGUUUGAUGGAGCCAUUAAUGUGGACAUAACCGAGUUCCAAACUAACCUUGUACCUUAUCCUCGAAUACAUUUCAUGCUCUCUUCUUAUGCCCCGGUCAUCUCUGCGGAGAAGGCUUACCAUGAGCAAAGCUCUGUUCCAGAAAUUACAAAUGCUGUAUUUGAACCUUCAAGUAUGAUGGCCAAAUGUGAUCCGAGGCAUGGAAAGUAUAUGGCCUGUUGCUUGAUGUACCGCGGAGAUGUUGUCCCCAAGGAUGUCAACAGUGCUGUUGCAGCUGUCAAGACAAAACGAACAGUUCAAUUUGUCGAUUGGUGCCCCACUGGAUUUAAAUGUGGAAUCAACUACGAAGCUCCAACAAUGGUACCAGGAGGCGACCUUGCCAGUGUGAAGCGAGCAGUGUGCAUGAUCAGCAACAACACAGCUGUGGCCGAGGUUUUUGGGAGAAUCAACCACAAAUUUGAUCUCAUGUAUUCAAAGCGAGCAUUUGUACAUUGGUAUGUUGGUGAAGGUAUGGAAGAAGGCGAGUUCUCAGAAGCUCGUGAAGAUCUUGCUGCACUUGAGAAAGACUACGAGGAAGUUGGUCAAGAAGGAGCUGACGAAGAAGAAGCUGAAGAGUACUAGUUUCUAAAUUUGUUGUUGAAAGGGCAUUUAUCACUGUCCGAUUAGUGAAAAUCCUAUUUUAAACCUUGCUCAAUCUGGUAUAUACCACUUGUUUGGAACUACUGUUCUACCAAGUUCAACACAGUUCACAGAAAACAUUAAAUUGUUAAUUUUAGCGAAUUAUCUAUAUUUGCAGAUGAGUAUAAUAAUAAUAAUUGCAUUGUCAUCCUA
Molecule: messenger RNA, 1659 nt
Organism: Daucus carota subsp. sativus
Lineage: Eukaryota; Viridiplantae; Streptophyta; Magnoliopsida; Apiales; Apiaceae
Product: tubulin alpha-3 chain
Exons: 4
Coding region: 115-1449 (444 amino acids)
Biological process (GO): mitotic cell cycle; microtubule cytoskeleton organization
Cellular component (GO): microtubule; cytoplasm
Molecular function (GO): GTP binding; structural constituent of cytoskeleton
Source: RefSeq, a predicted model, not a curated record